ACAGGAAGUAAUGUAUCUAAAUGUUGUGUCUUUACAGAUGAUCUGUGUUUGUAUCAAAGUCCAGGCUGUUGGUUGACGAGCUUACGCCAGCGUGUGUUUGUGUGUGGACCAACAUGGAGGAUCAAAAGAAGAUUUUGUGCGUGGGUUUGGUUUGUCUGGACAUCAUCAAUGUGGUGGAUAAAUACCCAGAGGAGGACACUGACAGCAGGUGUCUGUCACAGCACUGGCAGCGGGGAGGAAACGCUUCAAACUCAUGCACGGUGCUGUCGCUGCUAGGAGCUCCAUGUGCCUUUAUGGGCUCACUGGCUGCAGGUCCGGUGGCUGAUUUCAUCAUGGCCGACUUCUUACAGCGUAGGAUUGAUGUGUCAGAAGUUGCUUGGCAGAUCAAAGGUCAAACUCCAUGUGCAUGUUGCGUGGUCUGUCCAUCCAGCGGAUCUCGAACGGUCUUCCUCUAUGAUAUAGAUCUUCCUGAUGUAACGGUAGAACAUUUUUCCAACAUCAAUCUUGAUCAGUUCAAGUGGAUACACUGGGAGGCCCGGAACGCCAGUGAGCAGGUGAAGAUGAUCCAGCAGGUUGAGAUGUUUAACACCAAACGUCCAGAACAUCAGAGGAUCACCAUCUCUGUUGAGAUUGAGAAGACCAGAGAGCAGCUAUAUGAGCUGUUCCCCUAUGGUGAUGUGGUGUUUGUCAGCAAAGAUGUUGCUCAUCACUUCGGUUUCAACUCAGCUGAAGCUGCUCUGAAAGGACUCUACCAUCGAGUUAAAAAGGGGGCUAUCCUGAUCUGUGCCUGGGCAGAAAAAGGAGCAGAUGCUUUGGGUCCUGACGGUCUGCUCCUUCAUUCCGAUGCUUUCCCCCCUGAAACUCUGGUGGACACGCUUGGAGCUGGAGACACAUUCAAUGCCGGUGUCCUCUACACUCUGUCCAAUGAAGGAAGCCUACAGGAUGCUCUGACCUUUGGUUGCAGGGUUGCUGGCAGGAAGUGUGGUUUCCAUGGUUAUGAUGGCAUCAGAGAAAAUUGUUGAGAGAGCAGAACCGUCUGUUUCAGGCCUCGGUUACCUUCCACUGGGAACACUGGAUGCAAUCCAGAAUAUAAAUCUGCUCUGAGAAUGAAAAGUGAUUCAGAAGACUGACGACAUGUAAAAGACAAUGAACUAAAAUAACCUUCAGAGCUGAGAAACAAGCUGUCUGUAAUAACUAAUCAAUAAUUCAUUGAUUUGAUCCCUCAUCCUUAACAAAGAUCUAUAAACAGAUGUUUACUGUGCAGAUUCAUUCUAACUGAAGCAAUGCAGAUUUUAAAUGGUUUGUUUAACUUUGAUGUGAUAAUUAUUUAUUAAUAAACUGCAAUGCAGCAGGUC
Molecule: messenger RNA, 1355 nt
Organism: Girardinichthys multiradiatus
Lineage: Eukaryota; Metazoa; Chordata; Actinopteri; Cyprinodontiformes; Goodeidae
Gene: khk
Product: ketohexokinase
Exons: 8
Coding region: 114-1022 (302 amino acids)
Biological process (GO): fructose metabolic process
Molecular function (GO): ketohexokinase activity
Source: RefSeq, a predicted model, not a curated record